This is a messenger RNA of Sinocyclocheilus rhinocerous, 475 nucleotides long. RefSeq names its product pentraxin fusion protein-like. The transcript has 4 exons. The record is from RefSeq and is a predicted model, not a curated record. Bases 77 to 475 code for a protein of 132 amino acids. Lineage: Eukaryota; Metazoa; Chordata; Actinopteri; Cypriniformes; Cyprinidae.
AGGGAAGUUUCUUUCUCAGCAGCGUUUCUUUCCUCAGAGGCAGAAAUAAACACCCUUCUGCUACGCAACCUGCAGCAUGAUGUUGGUGCCAGUGGUUUUAUUCUUCGGUCUGCUCUCUCUGAACCCAGCAGCUACUGAAGUGGGUCUCGGUGGUAAAGUGCUUCUGUUCCCGUACGAGACUGAUUUCAGCUACGUUCAGCUCACACCUAAGAAGCCACUGGGCCUUACAGCGUUCACGCUCUGCAUGCGCGUCGCGACGGAGCUCCAGGGCGAGCGUCAGAUCAUUCUGUUCGCCUACCGGACGCCCGACUUCGACGAGCUCAACGUGUGGAGAGAGAAAAACGGCCGCGUGUCCUUCUACCUCAGUGGCGACGGAGCGUUUUUCCACCUGCCGUUAGCUGUAUGCAUGAAACUGAGCACAGAUGAAGAGGGUUUUCACACUGACACAUCUUACCCCACUGAAGAUGGCAGCUGA